AUGGAACUUGUCGUUCUUCACUCACACGACAAAUCGUUUAAACCAAACGAUUUGUCGUUCUUGAUUGAACAAAAAAACAAUAAUGGUGAUGUCAAGUGUUUUGACACUGAGCUUCUUAAACAUGCCUUAGCUAAGGUGUUGGUGCCCUUUUAUCCCUUGGCGGAUCGGCUAAGGUAUGACAAUGGCGGUCGCCUUGAAAUCAAUUGUAACUCGGAGGGAUUCCUUUUUAUGGUAGCUGAGACAGAAUCUGUUAUGGAUGAUUUGCUGCACAGAUUACUCGAUUCAAAUGUGAGUGCAGUAUCAAUUGGUUUCAGUAACCAACACCGUUUAGCCGAUGGCACAGCAGCCAUGUACUUCGUCAACGCAUGGUCCGAAGUGGCUCGUGGUCUUCACCUAUCACAACACCCAAUCCUCGACCGAGCAUUACUUCGUGCUAGAAACCCACCACAACCAAAUUUCAAUCACAUAGAGUACCAACAAUCACCACAACCACUCUCCAAAUCUACUCAACAACAAGAGCCCAAUCCAAUAGUCAAAGUUUUCAAAUUCACUAAGGACCAAAUCAAGAUUCUCAAAGCCAAAUCUCAACAAAAUGGCACCAAUAACUAUAGCACAUUUGAGAUUCUAUCAACUCAUAUUUGGAGAUGUGCAUCUAAAGCAAGGUCACUUCCAAGUAACCAAGUUACUAAAUUGUUCACUCUAAUUAAUGGUAGGACUAAAUUGGACCCACCACUCCAACCUCAUUUAUUUGCUAAUGUUUUAUAUGCAACUUCAACUGUUGUUACCAUUGGUGAUCUUGUAACUAACCCAAUAAAUUAUGGUGCUAGUAAGAUUCAUCAAACUUUGGUUAAAAUAGAUAAUAGUUACUUGAGAUCAGCUAUUGAUUACUUGGAGCUUAGGCCCAAUCUCAUUCAUGGGCCUGGUCGUGGGGCUGAUGUUUACGAAAGCCCAAAUUUUGGGAGAGUUUGUUGGAUUGGGCUGCCAAUGUAUGAUUCUGAUUUUGGAUGGGGUCGGCCCUUUUAUGUGACCCCUGUUGGGCUUCGUUUAGAGGGUAAAGCUUACAUUUUACCUCCAGGCCCAAUUAAUAAUGGUAACUUAUUUGUUGCUAUUGCUUUGAAAGUUGAACACAUGAAAGUGUUUGAGAAGUUGUUAUAUGAUGGUGUGUGUGUUGGGAAUUCUACUCUUUAA
Molecule: messenger RNA, 1188 nt
Organism: Cannabis sativa
Lineage: Eukaryota; Viridiplantae; Streptophyta; Magnoliopsida; Rosales; Cannabaceae
Product: shikimate O-hydroxycinnamoyltransferase-like
Exons: 4
Coding region: 1-1188 (395 amino acids)
Molecular function (GO): acyltransferase activity, transferring groups other than amino-acyl groups
Source: RefSeq, a predicted model, not a curated record